This is a messenger RNA of Mauremys mutica (yellowpond turtle), 1945 nucleotides long. RefSeq names its product dynein axonemal light chain 4 (gene DNAL4). Lineage: Eukaryota; Metazoa; Chordata; Testudines; Geoemydidae. The coding region runs from base 540 to 860 and encodes 106 amino acids. Gene Ontology annotation, molecular function: dynein intermediate chain binding; dynein light intermediate chain binding. Gene Ontology annotation, cellular component: dynein complex. The record is from RefSeq and is a predicted model, not a curated record. The transcript has 5 exons. Gene Ontology annotation, biological process: microtubule-based process.
CUGUGAAUAGUUCAUAAAGCCCUCAAGUGGCCCAGAACUGCCCUGGUCUAUUUGAAGAAUUGUCUCUUGAAAAUAUUACUCUCCCCACCUCCAAGGGGGAAGGAGGUGGCACUGCAGCACUGCUGCUAAUCAUCUUGUUGCUAAGGACUAAUGAACAGGGAACCUUGAGGCAGGUAUUGGACACCUACCACCCCAGCCCGAGGAGGAGGAAGGACCCUUUCACGACAUCGAGCAACCUUGGAACCAGUACGGUGUUUCGAACUUUCCAAACCAACCAAUGAGAAAGGGGAGGCGGGACUUCCGGAGCUGGUUGCUAAGACAAGCACGUUUCUCUCCUUAACAACCAAGCGAAGCUGAUAUUUUGGGUUCAGAGCCGAGGAGGCGCAGCAGUGUUCUUUGGGCAGAGAACCUCCUGCUUCUGCUGAAACUGUUCUGCCUGAUUCUCAAGAGUUCCAUCCCUCUGGCCCACCUGCACUGCAGCAUCUGGCUGGUCCUAAGUAGGCACCUCUGUCCCCUUUCAAGGUCACAGUGGAAGGACCAUGGCAGACACCGGGGAGGGGAAAAAGGAGGAGGCAGAUUAUAAAAGACUUCACAGCUUCCCGCUGAUCAGGCACACAGACAUGCCAGAGGAGAUGCGAGUGGAGGCCAUGGAGCUGUGCGUCACCGCCUGUGAGAAAUACGCCACCAACAAUGAGAGUGCCGCUAAGAUGAUCAAAGAGACAAUGGACAAGAAGUUUGGCUCCUCGUGGCAUGUAGUGAUUGGUGAGGGCUUUGGCUUUGAGAUCACCCAUGAGGUGAAGAACCUGCUGUACAUGUUCUUUGGCGGCAGCCUGGCUGUUUGUGUCUGGAAGUGCUCCUGACACAUCUCCUCAUGUCCAAGGCUCACCACAUACAAGGGAUUUCUUCAUUCCUUUCACAGGUUUUUGUACAAUCUUGAGGCAGGGCUUUAUUUUUAAUAAGAAAAUGUGGGGAUUUUUUUUCAUACUUAUGUACUAGUUCCCUGGGAUACGCUGUGUGUGUGUGUGUGCGUGUGUAAAUCUGCUGAGCUAUCUAAUCCAAGUUCAAGGGGUAUCUCACUUUGAUCUUGUGUGUCUCUUUGCUUAAAUGAUAAGAUUAGGCAGGAAGGGAUCUGGUGGGUAGGUAAUCCGGUGGGAUGCUGUUUAUGAAGCCAUACAUCAGAUCUAGGAGUGUGUGUGAAAGGGAAAAGGGUGCUAAUCCAGCAUGCCAUCUUCUUCUCCUAUCUUUCCACACUAUUUUCUCUCUUCUCUGAAGUCCCUCCUACACCAUGGAAAGGUUCUGGUGACCAAUGUCUGCCCCGCCCCGACGAUCAAUGUUGACAGUAUUUCUCCCCUCUCAUUUUCUUUCUGUCCCCAUCUAGGAUGACCUUUUGGAACAGGUCAUGUGAAGGAUCCUCCCCCACUGUCCCAAACAGUGCUGGGGGCUAAGUCUGCUUUCCUGCACCUCUCUCCCAUUCUCUGGGACAAGAACAUGACAGCUGAGCUGCCUGGGUGUGAGAAGAAAGUGACAACUUAGAAAUCCAAACCCAGUGGGUGGUUGCUAUGCAAACUGACCCCUCCUUUUCACACCCACUGAGCAGUGGCAUAGCUCUAAAAUGUUUGCAGCUUCUAGCACAUGGGGGAGUGGGUGAAAACUCAAUACAGCAUUUGAAUGCAUCCUUAGGGGAGGCAAAAGCUCUCUGCACACCAUGGGUGCCAGGAUUCUGCACACUCCAUAUCUUGUUUAGAGGCUGGUAGUAAUGGGGGAGCUCCAUGUGAGCUGCCAGUUUGUCAGUCAUUGGAGAUUUAAUAUACAUUUGUUCUUUAGUCUGUUUUAUCUUUUUAAAGCUGUGGAAAGGUGUUAAGAGAGAGAAUGAACCUACUUGUAUUUUACAUAUAUGGCUUAUUUAUAUGAAUAUGGGGAUUUUUUUAUCAAUAAAAAGUUUAUU